Messenger RNA from Homalodisca vitripennis (glassy-winged sharpshooter), 677 nucleotides. It is a transcript of the gene l(1)10Bb, whose product is annotated as protein BUD31 homolog. The record is from RefSeq and is a predicted model, not a curated record. The transcript has 5 exons. Gene Ontology annotation, biological process: mRNA splicing, via spliceosome. NCBI's taxonomy places the organism in Eukaryota, Metazoa, Arthropoda, Insecta, Hemiptera, Cicadellidae. Gene Ontology annotation, cellular component: nucleus; spliceosomal complex. The coding region runs from base 150 to 584 and encodes 144 amino acids.
ACAUGCAUCAGCAUAAGAAGCACACAAACGUCAGACAUAAAAAGUUAUUGUCUGUUGGGAUUACAUUAGUAAGAUGUUAGGUAGUUGUAUGCGAGUUCUCUUGAUAAACUCAUUAUUAUACCUUAUCAUAUUCUUCCUGAUUUUACAACAUGCCUAAAGUGCGAAGGAGUAAGAAGUCACCUCCAGAAGGUUGGGAACUUAUUGAACCUACCCUUGAAGAAUUGGAGCAAAAAAUGAGAGAAGCUGAGACAGAACCACAUGAAGGGAAGCGAAAGGUGGAAUCCCUGUGGCCUAUUUUUAAGAUUCACCAUCAGAAGUCGAGAUACAUCUAUGAUUUGUUUUACCGUCGUAAAGCUAUUAGUAGGGAGCUAUAUGAGUAUUGCCUAAACGAGAACAUCGCAGACAAAAACCUAAUUGCUAAAUGGAAGAAACAAGGCUACGAGAAUCUCUGUUGCCUUCGAUGCAUACAAGCAAGGGACACCAACUUCGGUACCAGCUGCAUUUGUCGAGUGCCCAAAGCGAAAUUGGAAGAGGGACGAAUUGUGGAAUGUAUUCAUUGUGGAUGCAGAGGUUGCUCCGGUUAAAGAAAUUUUAAAUGUAUACACAACACAAAUAUUAUACUUAUUUGUUUGUAUUAUCUGUAAUAAUAUAUGUAGAAUAAAUCUUUUUUCAUUGUA